AUGUUCACCUCCUCGUUUUACGUGCUGUUUCUGGUGUUCAAAGUCUCGCCACGUGCGAUGCGAUCGAGUAUCCCCUACAUUUUGAACUUGCACCUCUGGACCAUGUUCUGCGAUUUCAUGUUCGCCGUCAUGCUUCUUCCCUACUUUAUGUUGCCGGUGCUUGUCAUUAAACCCUACGGAGUACUGCAUUCGAUGGGCACACCGCCCAAAUUGCAACUCUGGCUCGCGUUCGCUUCUCUUGGAGGUACUCGACUUUUACAAAAUUCACAAUAGACCAACUAGUCUCUCAGGAAUGACCGCCUCGAUCACCACUCUUUUCGAGUACCGUCAUCGGUGCAUCGUGUCGAAUAGUCGGUUUGUGAUGCGCACGAAAACGACCAUUUUCUUCUAUAACUUGGUGCUGUACGGCUAUCACAUCAACUUUGGCGUGCCGGAAGUGUUGAGUAUGCCCGAGAAUCAGGCAGAGACGAAGACGAGGUUACUGGCGGUAGGUGAACGACACGGUUUUUCCACCUCCAUUUAUCAUUCUGUUCCCGCCCGCCACUGGCUCAUAAAGUCCGUCACCAUUGCAGACGUUCCCGUGCCCACCGCCAACAUUCUUCGACUCGGAUGCGUACGUGAUCCAGGAGGACGGUCGUCGCCUGUUCAACAUCCACAUGUACUUCACCUGCGCCAGCGUCUCCCUUGUUUGCGCCUUCUUCGGCUGUCACACAAUGUGGCACCUCUUGCCGCAGAACAAUCCGUUAAUGUCGUCCUCGACGCGAAAGUUCCAACGCAACUUUUUCGUCUCGUCGGUCGUUCAGGCUUCGAUUCCGGUCACUGUCAUUCUUAUUCCCAACGUUUACUGGAACCUGUCCAUCACUUUCGCGUUUCAUUCUCAAGGUAUUCGUGUGGUUCUCGCGGCGGCCUAGGAUAAUCUAGGCCAUGUUCAGAGGCCAACAACAUCUCCGUUCUUAUUCUGACACUUCACGGAUUCGCCGCCUCCAUCGGCAUCAUCUUUCUCUACACCCCGUACCGCAAUUUCACCAAGAACCUGUUCAGAAGACGUAGAGUUCUAAAGAUGUAUUCAAAAACAAGUCAAUUUCAGAUGUGCUCAAAACCGAACGAGUAUCGUCCAUUUCCAUGAGCAAUCUGGAGAGCACUACUACAAUGGUAUCGAAACGAACAAUAUCUUUUCAUCGUCAUAA
Caenorhabditis sp. 36 PRJEB53466 is the source of this 1187-nucleotide messenger RNA. The record is from the annotation of a GenBank genome assembly. NCBI's taxonomy places the organism in Eukaryota, Metazoa, Nematoda, Chromadorea, Rhabditida, Rhabditidae.